Molecule: messenger RNA, 1838 nt
Organism: Beta vulgaris subsp. vulgaris (sugar beet)
Lineage: Eukaryota; Viridiplantae; Streptophyta; Magnoliopsida; Caryophyllales; Amaranthaceae
Product: carboxyl-terminal-processing peptidase 2, chloroplastic
Exons: 13
Coding region: 87-1592 (501 amino acids)
Biological process (GO): proteolysis
Molecular function (GO): serine-type peptidase activity; protein binding; endopeptidase activity
Source: RefSeq, a predicted model, not a curated record
UCGAAAUAUGUUAUUUUAAGAGACGCCAACAAGAAGAGAGAGAGGGGAAAGCAGGAGAAGAUAGCAGUUGAAUCUUGUAUGUUUCAAUGGAGGUAAUCUCGCGCCACAGCGUUGCUUGUGUAUCUUAUCCGCUGACAUCUUCCAACCUUAGUCCACAUCUCAAACGCAUCCCCAGUUCUUGCACUUUUCAGCAGGUAAAUCUUUGGCCAAGUUGGAGAUUUCCUAAGAGGCUGUUUUUCCAAAAUGGUCUGUCUACAAUCAGAUGGGAGGUUGAGAAGUGCAGUGUCAAAAUUUCUAAGAUAGUCAGCAGCUCUGAUAAAAGCAAACGCCAAGUCUCUGUUCCCUUUCUUCGUGUGGUUGUUGGAGUUGUAUUGGCUUUGUCAGUUUCUGUAGCAAUAAAGCAGGGUCCAUCUUGGUCCCUGUCUGAAGAGAAUCGCCUUUUCUUAGAAGCAUGGAGAACACUAGAUCGUGCUUAUGUUGAUAAGACUUUUAAUGGGCAAAGUUGGUUCCGCUAUAGGGAGAAUGCACUGCGCAGUGAGCCAAUGAGCACCAGAGAAGAGACUUAUACGGCAAUAAGAAAGAUGGUUUCUACACUAAAUGAUCCAUUCACACGUUUCCUGGAGCCCGAAAAAUUGAAGAAUUUGCGGUCGGGAACUCAGAGUUCGCUUACGGGUGUAGGGUUAUCUAUUGGCUAUCCAACCAACAUUGACAGCUCAUCAACUGGAGUAGUUGUAAUCUCAGCUGCUCCAGGGGGUCCUGCCAGUAGGGCUGGCAUCUUUCCUGGGGAUAUAAUCUUGGCAAUUGAUGAUGCAAGCACCGAUGGAAUGACCAUAUAUGAUGCAGCAAAUACCUUACAGGGACCUGAAGGAAGUUCUGUUGAUUUGACAAUCCGUAGCAGGGAUGAGAUAAAAAAAGUCAUGCUGAAGCGUGAGAGAGUAACUCUAAACCCAGUAAAAUCCAGAUUAUGUGAGAUACCAGGUUCAGCAAAGGAUGCUUCCCCAAAAGUUGGAUAUAUCAAGUUAACAUCAUUCACUCAGAAUGCUUCUGAUGCAGUUAAGGAAGCUAUUGAGACACUAAGAAGUAAUAAUGUUAAUGCUUUUGUGCUAGACCUUCGAGAUAAUAGUGGUGGCCUCUUUCCAGAGGGGAUCGAAAUAGCCAAGAUAUGGUUAAACAAAGGAGUCAUUGUCUAUAUAUGUGAUAGUCGUGGUGUACGGGAUAUAUAUGAUGUUGAAGGAAGCAAUGCUGUAGCCGCUUCAGAACCUCUUGCUGUUCUGGUGAAUAAGGGAACUGCAAGUGCUAGCGAAAUAUUAGCAGGUGCGUUGAAGGACAACAAACGAGCUGUGGUUUUCGGAGAGCCUACAUAUGGGAAAGGCAAAAUUCAGUCAGUAUUUGAGCUAUCUGAUGGAUCUGGCAUGGCAGUCACAGUCGCUCGCUAUGAGACACCUGCGCACACGGAUAUUGAUAAGGUGGGAAUCAAACCAGAUCAUCCUCUCCCAGCAUCUUUUCCUAAGGAUGAGAAUGAUUUCUGCACCUGUGUCCAAGAUCCGUCGUCUGCUUGUUAUCUCAAUGGUGCACAACUCUUCUCGAGAUGACUUCGAGAAUGAAAUUUUCGUUGUUUUCAUCUGUUGCCUUAAGGGUUUUGAUUCUUUUGCCAUACAUGUUAAAUGACUCUUUCAAUUUGCCUUUCAUCAUUUUUGUUGUAACACCAUUCAUUCCCUGUAUAUCAUUUUGUUGCCCUUUUCACUAAUGCACAAUUCAGCAUGAGUUCUCCUUGUCUAACUGUGAAAAAUUGAUUGAAUUUUGUUUUACAAUUGAAGGUUUUCUUAUUGUUACUUUAA